Messenger RNA from Ilyonectria robusta, 1488 nucleotides. Its product is annotated as family 15 glycosyltransferase. Gene Ontology annotation, cellular component: Golgi apparatus; membrane. Gene Ontology annotation, biological process: protein N-linked glycosylation; cell wall mannoprotein biosynthetic process. NCBI's taxonomy places the organism in Eukaryota, Fungi, Ascomycota, Sordariomycetes, Hypocreales, Nectriaceae. Bases 1 to 1488 code for a protein of 495 amino acids. The transcript is spliced from 5 exons. The record is from RefSeq and is a predicted model, not a curated record. Gene Ontology annotation, molecular function: alpha-1,2-mannosyltransferase activity.
AUGGAUUUGAUCCGGCGGGCCACCAAGGGGGUCUCCAAUGAUCCGCCCCUUCCGCUUCCUGUCGACGAGAAGAGGGGGAAGAAGAGCGACUCUCGCAUGGCAUUCUUUCGAAGACCCUUGCGCUUGCGGGGGAACUCGACCAUUUCGGUGCCGUUGGGGAUUGUCAUAUUCUUCCCUAUGCUGGUGCUCAUCUUGAUAUUCAUUCUCUUCGUGAGCCACCCGAGCUCUCCCGCAAGGUUCUUGAUACCCGGGGGGGCUGCCCCAGCUAUGCGAAAAAUCAGCGAAAAGUACGAUAAGGUCUUCGUCGAAGGCUGUGCCGAACCCGACAUGUCGAAGCCCCGUGCCAAUGCUGCCUUCGUUAUCCUUGCGAGAAAUAAGGAGAUUGACGGCGUUAUCCAGUCGAUCAAGUCUGUCGAACGCCACUUCAACCGAUGGUACCACUACCCCUACGUCUUCCUCAACGACGGCGACUUCGACGACAACUUCAAGGAAACGAUCCGAAAUCACACAUCUGGGGAGGUCGAGUUUGGCAAGGUCGGACCUGACAUGUGGGGAUUCCCCGACUGGAUCGACCCCGCGGUUGCACAGGAAGGCAUUGCGAAGCAGGGCGAUGCUGCCGUCAUGUACGGCGGGCUUGAGAGCUAUCACAAAAUGUGUCGCUUCUACUCUGGCUUCUUUUUCAACCAUCCCCUUCUGCUGAAAUACGAGUGGUACUGGCGAGUCGAGCCCGAAAUCAGUUAUUUCUGUGACAUCACAUAUGAUCCCUUCUUGAAGAUGAUCGAAAACAACAAAACGUACGGAUUUACCAUCGCCGUCAAGGAACUCCGCGAGACCGUCCCCAAUAUUUUCCGAUAUGCCUCCGCUUACAAGCGCCUCAACAACCUAACCUCUCAAGGUCUUUGGGAAAUGUUUGUCGAACCUCCGGAGGAGCAGGAUGAAGAGUCACCGAAGGACUCUAUUCCGCCAACUAGCCCGAAGAAAAACACCAAGCCCAUCAUCGAUGGCGAAUCCAUGGAAGGCGAAAAGUACAACAUGUGCCAUUUCUGGUCCAACUUUGAGAUUGCGAAGCUCAGCUGGUUCCGCAGCAAGGAGUACCAGGAUUUCUUUCAGAUGAUGGACCGCAGCGGUGGCUUCUGGAUGGAACGGUGGGGCGAUGCGCCCAUUCACUCCCUCGCUGCCGGCGCUCUCCUAGGCCCCAGGGAUAUCCAUUACUUCCGAGACUUUGGAUACCGACAUACCACUAUCCAGCACUGUCCCUCAAAUGCCCCAGGCCUUCAGCUUCCCCGCGAGUCCUAUCUAGAACAGACGACGCUCAAUGAUCGUACACGCUUCGAGGAGGACGACUACUGGGAACACUGGGACACCCCGCAAGAAGGGGGUGUUGGCUGCCGGUGUAGGUGCGACACUGACGUCGUCGACGUGGAAGGCAAGGAAGGAUCCUGCCUUGCCGAAUGGGUGGAUGUUGCAGGCGGCUGGGCGCACCCAUAA